CUUUUUCCACGACCAGCAGGAGCAGAGAGCAUCGCACUCGCCCGUGCGGGCGAAGAAAAAAUUCUCCAGUGGUCAACAAAAUCAAGAUAAUUCUUCGAACAAUAAGUCCUUGAGCCCAGCGAGACCUCGGGGCUCUUUGGUACUCUCUUCCCCAACGAAAGCGGCGCGCAACGGGAUGCUGAGCAACGCGUCGAUGAAACUGCAACAGGCGAGAGCGGCCGACAUGAUGGUAACGAGCACCUCGAAACAAUCUCUGACGUCGUCUUUGACGAUCACGAUGCAACAGAGCCUAUUGGAUCAAGAGCAGCAAUCGUUGCAGAUGACAAACAACGAGAGUAACUCCAGUUCAAUCCACAUCGAGCCCUCCGCUGCAAAGAUGCCAGAAUCAUACCAAGACCAUUCUUACGACCCCUCGUCCGAUGCCACCGCCCGGUUCGGCCUCACGACCGCCCCGGCGACCACCUCCAUGCGCUCCAUUUUUGAUAACGAGCAGUCCAAAAUCAACCCCUUUGGCUUACCGAUCCGGCGCCCGGAUUCGCGGGCCGCGACGCCGCAGCAGUCGUCUGCGCAGUCGAUUUGGCGGAGGUUGCUAUUUGAGGCGAAGAAAAAGUACUUGGACUGGCGGAGGGGGGGAGACGAGUCCGUCGCGGUUAUUGGACACUCACCGAUGAAGAAUGCUGGACAGCAGUCGUUAUUUGAGCAGCAGCAGGCUUCUUCGAUUGCAACAGCACCAUCUUUGCCAGGAAAACAACAGCUUCAAGCGAAUUCGAUGCAGCGAAGCAGUUGCUCUCCCCCAAGGUCGCCAGCACUGCAAGCAUCUUCGGAUCGACUACAGCAUCAAGGAUCUGCUCAACAUCAGCAGAACGAGGCAAGCCAGAAGAUCCACACCACGAUGGUGGAGAGGUUGGAUUUUGGCAACCCGCUGAUCGAAGAUUUCUUUUACAGAAGAUUGGUCAAAGCUUUCAAGGAGGACGAAGUGGAGGGCGAACAACAACAGCCAGCUUCAUCUUCCGCAGUAGUUGCAACCACAGAAGAAGUUCUUGCGCCCGCAGAUCAUGAGACCACUACAAAGACGGAAGUUCAACCUGUAGAGAGCACAACUGCUCCCACUGAAGAUGCGGUCGAGAAACAACAAGCGAAAGCGGACCAAAAAUCACCACAAAAAUCUGCUCCCCCAUCCAACUCCAAACCGCCAAAGCAGGAAGCGUUUCUCCUCUACCUGGCUUGCCUGAAGCAGCACCCGGAGGUGUCCGUGCAGGAAUUCAAGGAGCAAAUUGAACGGGAGUACUGGGAGUGGCACUUUGGUGAUGUCAUUGUCGAGGAGGAUCAGUAUGAUGUCGAUUUAGAGAAUUUGACCAGUGCGCACGGCAUGGCAAGCAACUACGGAGGAGGUCUUGGUGGCGGGAUUUUCGGCAAUAACAACUAUGGAGCCAGCACGACGAGCUGCAACCACAUGAACUACUCGUCCACGUUCACCGACGGGUUUGGGGGCUCUUUUGAAUACGGGACCACGACCAACAAAAAUAUGUCGAGUUCUUUUAUUAACCACUUCCCGGAUAAGCCGUCCCACGGGUUUGUGCACCAGAACACCAACUUGGAGUCGAUCCAGGAGUCCGCGACGGAAGGGCACAAUAGUGUUCUGAAGAGUUCGGCGUCCGGUGCAGCAUCAACGACCAACCUGCAGAUGAUGAGCUCGUGCACGAGCGCAAACGACUCGGCGUUGGGCAUCGUGCAAGACAAUUCGCUCAGCGAGAUGGCGAACAGCCGGACGAACAACCAGUUGCGGAGUGCGUCGUUCAAUCUCGCAACGAAUAUUAACGACGGAGCUGUCAUUGCAGCUACUGAGGGGCAGGCUGUAGUUGCCGGAAAUUAUAUCAAUACCCCCAGCAACGCGGCUGCGGCUCCUGUUGAGACCGAUGAUGACACGGGUACGUACGUGGAGUCGGCGAUGCAAACCACGACGCAGUCAUUUUUGUCCAACACGGCCGGAAUGAGCAAUUUUGUGGUAGGUCUCCAGGACACACCAACCGUCGCGGUCGCGGUGGACACGGCAAACAUCUCCGCUCUGGCUUCGUGUGAAGAUGACAGCCAAAAUGUGACGACCACAACUUUCCUGGAGGACGAUUUCAUCGGCGGGGGGAAAAACGCGGAGGAAGACGGGUUUUUCUACCAGUACCAGCACGACUUACUGCAUAUCCCCCCCGGAACCUCUUUCUCCAACAAGACAGGCCAGAGCGAAUCCCGCCCGACCACAACGACCAGCUGGACGACCAGUCGGGUGAGGACGCCGCUAUACACGACCAUGUACUCUGAAUUCGGAACCGUGGCCGCUUCUGGCGCAGGGGUCAAGGGAGUCACAGUUCACAACGCGCAGCGGCGAGUAGAUGAGCAUCAGGUGGGAACAACAAGGGGACCCGGUGACGACCAAACCGGAAAGCAGCAGCUCUACAGCAACCAGCAAAUUGCUUCGAUGAGCUUGAGACUGGCGAGGAAAAACGCCUUGGAAACGAGGGAGUUGAACAACAAACUGAACAACAAUCUCUACCAUGUUUCCCCGAUCAAUGUCGUGGACCAGCUUGCGAGAUCGCCGAACUUGAACCAAACGUAUUCGCCGCAGUCCUAUUUGAUGCAACAGCACCAGCAGGGGAUGCUGUCUCCGGGGCGAGGAGCGCAGCAGCAAUUGCACCAAAUGACAAGUCCGCUGCUGCAACAGGUGCAGAAGAAGGCGGAGCAGCAGACGAGGAUUCCGUCGUUCGUGCCGAAACCAGGGUUGCCGGCGCGGAAGAAGAUCUUGUCAACCAGCUCGACGGACCAUGGCGGGACCACGAACAGUAGUUCUACUGCAGCUCCUGCUGCGCUUGAUCAAAAUGGACCACAUGCCGUGGCGGGUACGAACACGAGUACAGCAAACAACAAACACGUUGCAGCGAAGAACGUGAACAGCAACAGCCUGAUGAUGUCCCUCGCGGCGCCAACGAGUACGAAUUCCCGACACAACUCUGUUGAGCUCGACGCCAACCACGGCCCGGUGAUGCGGGGCACGUUUUUGAGAAGAGGGCAUCGCAC
This is a messenger RNA of Amoebophrya sp. A120, 3066 nucleotides long. Lineage: Eukaryota; Dinophyceae; Syndiniales; Amoebophryaceae. The record is from the annotation of a GenBank genome assembly.